Molecule: messenger RNA, 933 nt
Organism: Limulus polyphemus (Atlantic horseshoe crab)
Lineage: Eukaryota; Metazoa; Arthropoda; Merostomata; Xiphosura; Limulidae
Source: the annotation of a RefSeq genome assembly
UUGUUAAUAAGUUUUAUUGUUUGUUAUGUUGUUAUUUUGAUUUGUGUUUUAGUUGGGGUAGCUUUUUUAACUUUGUUGGAGCGAAGGAUUUUAGGGUAUAUUCAGAUUCGUAAAGGGCCCAAUAAAGUAGGAGUGAUAGGAGUUUUACAACCUUUUUCUGAUGCGAUUAGGUUAUUUUGUAGGGAGCAGAGUUAUCCUUUUUUAUCUAAUUUUUUAUUUUAUUUUGUAAGUCCGGUUUUUAGACUUUGUUUGGCUUUGUGUUUGUGAUUAAUUUUUCCUAUUUUUUUUAAUAUGGUAGAUUUUGAGUUAGGGUUAUUAUUUUUUUUAUGUGUUUCUAGCUUUGGGGUUUAUGCUAUAAUAGGAGCUGGUUGAUCAUCAAAUUCUAAAUAUGCUAUAUUAGGAGCUUAUCGGGCUGUGGCUCAAACUAUUUCUUAUGAGGUAAGUUUGGCUCUUAUUAUUUUGUCUUGUGUUGUUUUAGUUGGGGGAUAUGACUUGUUGAGAUUUGGGGGUGCUCAGAAUGAGUGGUGAAUGGUUUGGGGGUUUUUUCCUUUAGCGAUUGUAUGAUUUUCAUCUUGUUUAGCUGAGACAAAUCGUUCUCCUUUUGAUUUUGCUGAGGGGGAGUCUGAGUUGGUGUCUGGAUUUAAUGUGGAGUAUAGAAGAGGAGGAUUUGCUCUUAUUUUUAUAGCUGAAUAUGGAAAUAUUUUGUUUAUGAGAUUGAUUAGAGUGGUAAUUUUUCUUGGGGGUCUGGGGGGGAUGUUUAUUGGAAAGGUAGUGAUUUUAAGAAUUUUGUUUUUGUGGGUUCGUGGGACUUUUCCUCGAUUUCGUUAUGAUAGGUUAAUGGGUUUGGCGUGAAGGAUUUAUUUACCUUUGGCAUUAAAUUAUUUGCUUUUUUCGUUUGGGGCUUGUUUGUUUUUUGUAGUUGUUUGCAUAUAA